UGGAGUCACCCAGACUCAGAACUGAAUAUAGCGGCACACAUACAUCGCCCUGGACAGUUUUUAACUCUCCAUUCCUUUAUCUCAUGACUUGUACAUUUGUGUAAAUAUAUCACAUCUAUUUUUUAUAUCAGGACAACAGCAAGAUGGAACUUAAUUCUCUUUUGAUUUUGCUGGAGGCUGCAGAGUACUUGGAAAGAAAAGACAGAGGGACAGAACACGGUUAUGCGUCCGUUUUGCCAUACGGUAACGACUUUUCCAGAAAGAAAACGAAAGCUUCGCCAAUCUCCAGGAAAACUCAGAACAAUAGAUCGUCACACAACGAGCUGGAGAAACACAGACGUGCCAAACUACGGCUGUACCUGGAGCAGCUGAAGAAGCUGGUGCCUUUAGGUCCAGACAGCACGAGACACACCACACUGAGCCUGCUGAAGAGGGCCAAGAUGCACAUCAAGAAGCUGGAGGAGCAGGACAGGAAGAAUUUAAAUGUGAAGGAGCAGCUGCAGAGAGAGCACCGCUACCUCAAACGUCGUCUGGAGCAGCUCUCCGUGUCCGGAUCAGUUGAACGCAUCCGCACCGACAGCAUGGGCUCCACUAUCUCCACUGACUCUGAGCAAGAGGUGGACAUCGAGGGCAUGGAGUUCACUCCCGGCGAGGCGGACAGCGUAGACAGCAUCAGCGAUGGUGAGGAGGAGGACCACUACAGCCUCCAGAGCAGCUCCAGCGACACCAGCUACACAGCCACACAUUCCCACAGACUGCAGCCGCACCACUGUUAAGACGCCAUGCGGCCAUCCAUCUACCAACCAGCGUCCUCCCCCUCCCUCCCUCGACCAUUCGCAAAACGCCAAGACCGCCUACUACUUACAUGAGACCAGUCCACAGCGGCAGUACACCCCCAACCUCUUACUCUUUUCCCUGUCUCGUUUUUCAGGAAGCAUAUAGGGCUGAAAUGCCACUCGAGCCUUCCUGAUGUCCCCCCGACCACUGACCCUACCUCACCCUACUGUAUCCUGCCUGAACCCGGCCCUCCUCACACGCCCUGCCCUCCCACUGCCCUCACAACCCAGACUAAGUAUUGCUGCAGGCUCAGAGAGAGAGCAGAGCAGAAUUUUUGGUUUUUAAAGACGUGGUGUGGUCGACAGCUUUGACUUGUUUAUCAGGAUUUGGUUUAAUGUGCGUGAGAGAGAGAGUGCUAGUUUGCUUUCUAACAUUCAGUGUUUCCCCUUUAUAGAUUUACACGAUGUGAUAGGGAUGUAACCAUACCAUGCAAUAUGCUUAAGGCUCAGUACAAAUGUUAAUAAAAAAUAUGAACAAUUGUAAUUGAUCUGACAAAAAAAUAUAGCAAUACUUUUUUUAACCAGCAGAGGGUUCAAUCUUCCUUCAGCAUGUCUUGUUAAUGUUUACUAUUUAUAUAUAGGUAUUAAACCUCAGCAUUAAAAAGUAUUACUUAAAAUUAAUUUAUAAGGAAAAUAAGCAAGACGGUCUGGUUGCCGACUGUUUUUUUCUGAUGGCCCUUAAAAUAAAACUGGAUAAAACUUCCAUUUAGGGUUAGAGUAAGGGUUAAGGUAAAGGUUAGGAUAGCAAAGUUAAAAGUCAAAAACCUGAUCAGCAAAAUCUAAUAACUAAAAUUUCAUAAAGCCAAAUAAACAGUCUGCUCACAUGAAAAAAGCUUGUACUCCAUAAAAACAUUCCAACGCAGCCAGUGUAGCCUACGUAGCUCCAUUAGCUUAUGCUACAUAGAUAAUGGAGCUACAUGGCUAAUAGUGCUCAAGCUAAGCUCACAAAGCAGCAAUGUAUAUGCAGCUAAAUUAGCUUUUACUAUGCUUGCUAAAGCUCACAUUUCUAAAAGUACCGAAGCUUUAGAUAACAUGGCUACGUAGCUAACAUAGAUACAGCUCAUGUUGCUAAAGCUAAUUUAGCUAUGUAGUAAUCUUUAUUACAUGAUUUGGUGCUAAAACGUCCAAUAAUAGUCUUGAAUUUAAAUGAUAAUUUACCAGCUUUACAACUUCCUUUUUUCUCAAUAUUUAGCUGUAAAUGGCUGCAGCUAGCUUAGCUUGUUUAUAGGACUAAAAUAAAGGGGGAAAUGGCUAUCUUGGCUUAAAUAACAACCAGAUUGGCACUUAUAGACAUGUAAUGUCAUGUUUGCUGAGCUAAAAAGACAAAUAAACAAACAAACAAACUAGUUGGUUUAAGGGAUGUUUGCAUUGACUCCACUGCUUCUGGUCAGGGAAUAGUCAGAACAGUUAUACACACACCCACAUAUAUAUAUAUAUAUAUAUAUAUAUAUAUAUAUAUAUAUCAUUAUGAGGCAGAUUUACUGUUAGAAAGGCUCUAGGCGAGCGGUUUCCCUCUGUUGUUAGUCUUUAUGCUAAGCUAAGCUAGCUUCUGUUUCCUCUAGCUUUAUAUUUAGCAAUCAGAUUCAAGACUGAUAGAAAUAUUUUAAUCUAAUUCCCCAAAACACGUUUGUUUGUUUUUGUCUUUAAAUCCCACGUUUUAUAUUUGUGUCACCAGUCUGUAUGGCUGAUUUUUUGCCAAGUCUGAGCUGAAAAAGUGACAGAGCUGUAGCAGAGUGUAUGUGGAGCAUGUAUAUAGAUGUACAGAUACUGUUCAAACCCUCAUGUCUCCCUCUGGUUGGGUCACCUAACCACUACUCCACACUACUGACCACUACACUAUACCCACUUAUGGUGUGGAUGGACUACUAUAACAAAAGAAAAUCAAAGGAGUUGCCUCAGAAUUAACACUCUGUUCCUCAAAGAUUGAUGAAAAUCUUGCGUUUUUCUCCUCAGUAGCGAAUUGAUGUAGCAAUAAAAAAAGAGAGGCGGGUGCUUCCUCUAAGGAUUCUGGUGGACCAUGAGGUGUCUCGGGAGACAUUUAGCCUGUAGAUGGCGACUGGGUGCUUAAAGAGAGUGGACCUGCUGAAAAAGGGGAAUGCUCCUUUUUUCUUUUCACUAACAGCUCCUCCUCUUUGCUCCAUUCACCCAAUAUUCACAUUUCUCUACAGCUCUCUUACUCUUUCAGCGUUCAUUAAUGUGUGUUUUUUUUAUCCUGAUUGACAAGUCAAAGCUGCAAAUGUGGGGAAAAUAUUAAAAAAACAAGCCAGCUCUAAUGAUUUGUUCAUUUUAGCUAAAUUAGCAAACUAAUACUUUCAGAUUAACUCUUUUAUUCUGACUUUUGCUUUCUCCUGCAACUCAAUUAGCUUUUUUCCUUUCAUCUAACUUAUGCACAAUAGUCACUAUUGACGGAGGAGGCGCUUCUGUCGCUCUCUGACCUUUAAAUAAUCUUUAGGACUUGGUUUGUGGCAGUCUUUAGAGCUUGGCGUCCCAACACUUAAAAACUAAGGCCAGUCCAAGACGGCCGGUCUGACCAAAAAAAUAAAAAACGAAGAAAAACUAUGAAAAACUUGCAUUCAGAAAAAAAAGCUAUGUGUCACUUAAAGUGAUAUUAGCCAGUGUAGUCUAUAUUUCUUGUAUUAAAUUUUGUAUUAUAUUUUCCUAAAUGUUCUCUUGUAAUGAAAAGACAAAAAAAGAGCGAUUAUCUAUCUAUAUAUAAACAUAUAAAUAUAUAAAUAUAAUUAUAAGAGACAGACAGACAGAUGUGAGGCCAGGCUUGUUGAAGGGAGAGUGGGGGCAGGGGAGCUUAUACACUGGCCCCUCUCCCAUGGGUGACUCUCCUGCUGUCAUUCUGUGCCUUGGUGAGCCUUCGACCUCCUUCCUCCUCCUUCUCCUCCUCCUCCUCCUCCCUACUCAGGUCACACUCCUCUCCUCUCCUCCUGGCAACCUCAUCCUCCCUCCUCGCGUCUUCUGGUAAGCCAAAACACUUUCAGAAGAGUGGAGAUCAUUUUUCAUGACAAAAGAAGAAGCCCAUUCAGUCUCUACUGAACAUCCCCCCUCAUCUUCGCCCUCUUGAUGCCUGCUCGUCUGCCAACGCCGCCUCUGUCACAGAUUAAAAAAAACACACUGGUAAACUCCCAUGGCAGCUUCCAGUCACCCUGAAUGGUCACCAACAGGGCUGAAAAUCUUCUGGGCUUGAAGCGUGUUUAUCUUUUUUUUUUUUUUUUUUGUCAUUUUACUUUUGUUUGUUGAAUUUGUGUUUGUUCAACGGGAGUCACAGGGACAGGAGCGAUAAAAAUAAUCCAAUCAAUGGCAGCUUAAGGUGUUAUCCUCCACGCUCCCCGUGGUCCGUCCCGGUUAAAAAUAGUGUUACCCAUCGAUCAGGGGACCUCUUAAGACACAGCAAUAUAACCAUUGUGUGCUUUCCGAGGGAGAGGGUGGGGGGCGGGCAGGGGUUUUAAUACAAGCAGGUGUUUUUUUUGCUUUCGACUCUGUGGUGCAUUAUUUUGGUGACCAACUCUAUAUUAUUUUGUUUUGAUGAAUUUUACCUCCUAUCUGCACUCUCUCCAAACACUGCAGGAGGGCAAAACAAAUUGAGAUUUUUUUAAUUCUUUUUGUCAAGUUUACAUUCAUGUCAAAAAAAAUU
This is a messenger RNA of Cheilinus undulatus (humphead wrasse), 4479 nucleotides long. RefSeq names its product MAX dimerization protein 4 (gene mxd4). The coding region runs from base 144 to 776 and encodes 210 amino acids. NCBI's taxonomy places the organism in Eukaryota, Metazoa, Chordata, Actinopteri, Labriformes, Labridae. The transcript is spliced from 6 exons. Gene Ontology annotation, molecular function: DNA-binding transcription factor activity, RNA polymerase II-specific; protein dimerization activity; RNA polymerase II cis-regulatory region sequence-specific DNA binding. The record is from RefSeq and is a predicted model, not a curated record. Gene Ontology annotation, biological process: regulation of transcription by RNA polymerase II.